Messenger RNA from Vigna radiata var. radiata (mung bean), 2397 nucleotides. RefSeq names its product protein NRT1/ PTR FAMILY 7.1. NCBI's taxonomy places the organism in Eukaryota, Viridiplantae, Streptophyta, Magnoliopsida, Fabales, Fabaceae. Gene Ontology annotation, biological process: transmembrane transport. The record is from RefSeq and is a predicted model, not a curated record. The transcript is spliced from 5 exons. The coding region runs from base 376 to 2160 and encodes 594 amino acids. Gene Ontology annotation, molecular function: transmembrane transporter activity. Gene Ontology annotation, cellular component: membrane.
CAGGUCCCUACAUACACUGUUAGUAUUUUAUGGCUGAAGUGACCAGUUUGUGGCACAGAGUCGUCCAUUUUAGAGUUUAAGAUUUCUUUCCUUCCCUUUUCAGUGUUCACCACUAUUCUCAUCCAAAUUGUCACUUUCUCUCCUCUUAUCAACUCCAAUCAUUUAAGAUUUCCGUAUUUUUGGCUCAGCUACGUCAAUAAUAAACCUUACUUUGAAACUGAUAUCCCUCACACCCUCUAUAUAUUGCAUGCUAUAAUCCAACUAUACUAUCAACAACCCUCUUCACCCUUUCAACAUUUUCUUCUCUUCUUCGCUUUCUAAGUCCUUUCCUUUCUCAAUCACUUAACUUCUCUUCUUGGCUAGCUAUUGCCAAGAAUGGCCACUUCUUUCUCUGCCAACUCUUCCAAUAUUGCCACAAACAAGGUAACAGAAGGAGAUAGCAGCUACAGAGAGGAAUCUGCUAUGGAGAGAAGUAGCAGAGCGGAUGAAAAGAAAAUAGGAGGAGCGAAAGUUGCAAGCCUCUUGCUAGUGAAUCAAGCACUGGCUACACUAGCCUUCUUUGGAGUUGGAGUGAACUUGGUUCUGUUCCUAACCAGAGUUCUUGGUCAAGACAAUGUGAGUGCUGCUAAUAAUGUCAGCAAGUGGAUAGGAACUGUUUAUAUGUUCUCAUUGAUCGGAGCAUUUCUGAGUGAUUCAUACUGGGGUCGAUACUUAACCUGCACGGUGUUUCAGCUUGUUUUCGUUCUGGGCUUAGCACUGUCCUCUUUGUCAUCUUGGCGUUUCUUGAUCAACCCAGCUGGUUGUGGCGAUGGAAAUACUCCUUGUAAACCUUCAUCAAUUGGAGACGACAUUUUCUACUUGUCCAUAUAUCUAGUAGCAUUUGGUUAUGGGGGGCACCAACCCACCUUGGCAACAUUUGGUGCAGACCAAUAUGAUGAGAAAAAUCCAAAAGAGAGGAGUGCAAAAGUAGCUUUCUUCUGCUACUUUUACUUUGCCCUCAAUGUUGGUUCUUUGUUUUCCAACACUGUACUAGUCUACUACGAGGAUACAGGGAAGUGGACAAUGGGUUUCUUGGUAUCAUUGGUCUCCGCUGUCAUAGCCUUUUUGGCUUUCUUGCUGGGAACUCCGAGAUACAGGUAUGUAAAGCCAUGCGGAAACCCAGUGGUGAGGGUUGCUCAGGUAUUUUCUGCUGUUGUUAGGAAAUGGAAGGUUGCUCCAGCAAAGGCAGAAGAACUUUUUGAGGUCGAAGGAUCACAAUCUGCCAUAAAAGGCAGUAGAAAGAUUCGGCACACAGACGAUUUUGAAUUCAUGGACAAGGCAGCUACAAUCAAAGACAGCGAGGAGCAGAGUUCAAAAAAUCCAUGGCGGCUUUGCACUGUGACACAAGUGGAGGAAGCAAAAUGCGUGUUAAGAAUGCUCCCGGUUUGGCUAUGUACCAUUAUUUACUCAGUAGUGUUUACACAAAUGGCUUCUCUUUUUGUUGAGCAAGGGGAUGUGAUGAACUCCUAUAUAGGAAGUUUUCAUUUGCCAGCAGCGAGCAUGUCUGCGUUUGACAUCUGCAGUGUCCUUGUAUGCACUGGAAUUUAUCGCCAAAUCCUUGUUCCAUUAGCUGGAAAACUAAGUGGUAAUCCAAAGGGACUGAGUGAGCUUCAAAGAAUGGGAAUUGGCCUAAUUAUUGGUAUGUUUGCAAUGGUUGCAUCUGGUGCCACAGAGAUUGCAAGACUCAGACGAAUUAUUCAUGGACAGAAGACAAGUUCCCUGAGCAUAUUUUGGCAAAUCCCACAGUAUGUUUUGGUUGGUGCUUCAGAAGUUUUCAUGUAUGUUGGUCAAUUGGAGUUCUUCAAUGGGCAGGCACCUGAUGGCAUAAAAAGCUUUGGUAGCUCACUUUGCAUGGCUUCAAUUUCUCUUGGAAACUAUGUAAGCAGCAUGCUGGUGAACAUGGUUAUGAUAAUAACAGCAAGGGGUCAAAACAAAGGUUGGAUUCCUGAGAAUUUGAACACAGGGCACAUGGACAGGUUCUUCUUUCUGCUUGCAGGGUUAGCUGCCUUUGACUUUGUGCUAUACUUGUUGUGUGCUAAGUGGUACAAGAACAUCAAUGUUGAAGAUGGUGACAUGGAAGAGCAAGAGCAUGAUGAUGAUGAUGUAAACAGCAAGGUUUGAGAGUUUGAACUUGUCAAACAAUGCAACUGUUAUCAGUAUUUAUUUUCUCUCCCAAGCAUUAUUGUAUUCACUCAAUAAGAGCUAGCUGCAUUCUGUGUUAGGCUUCUGUUUGUCAUGAAUUUUGGCUAAAGGAUAAUGAUGCCAGUGAUUUUCUUAAUUGCUGGUUACAUUAUCCAUUUAUACCUUAGAAUUAAUCGUGUACAUUUUAAAUUAAUGAAUAUAUAUCAUUUACAAAUA